Messenger RNA from Hemicordylus capensis (graceful crag lizard), 1883 nucleotides. RefSeq names its product Yip1 interacting factor homolog A, membrane trafficking protein (gene YIF1A). The transcript is spliced from 8 exons. The record is from RefSeq and is a predicted model, not a curated record. Lineage: Eukaryota; Metazoa; Chordata; Lepidosauria; Squamata; Cordylidae. Gene Ontology annotation, biological process: endoplasmic reticulum to Golgi vesicle-mediated transport. Gene Ontology annotation, cellular component: Golgi membrane; endoplasmic reticulum-Golgi intermediate compartment; COPII-coated ER to Golgi transport vesicle. Bases 93 to 986 code for a protein of 297 amino acids.
CACCCCCCCUUUCCGCUUUCAAGUUUCUUCUGUUGCAAGUUGAUCGGUCUUUUUCGCGGGGAGGGCGCCUUUGCAAGCCACUGUGGGGCGCCAUGGCUUACCCCCCUGGCUAUGGGGGCCCAGGUUCGAAACACAGGGCGAGAGUGCCCGUGAUGCCACAGAACGCAGACGCCCCUCAACUCUUUGACGACACCAGCUCGGCUUAUGGGCCACCGCCGGGGGUUUACCCCGCCCCAGGGAUCGAUAUGGGCUUCAACCAGAUUUUUGCUGACCCGGUGGCCAACGUGGCCAUGGCUUACGGCACCACCAUUGCGUCUCAGGGCAAGGAUAUUGUGCAUAAGGAGAUCCACAGGUUCAUGUCCAUAAACAAGCUGAAGUAUUUCUUUGCGGUGGACACCUCCUAUGUGAUGAAGAAGCUGGCGCUGUUGGUGUUCCCCUAUGUCCAUCAGAACUGGGAGGUUCGCUACCACAGAGAUGUACCCCUCACGCCCCGACAAGAUGUCAAUGCACCUGACCUCUACAUUCCCAGUAUGGCCUUUAUUACCUAUAUUCUGCUGGCUGGUAUGACUCUUGGAUUACAAAAAAGGUUCUCUCCGGAAGUCCUCGGCGUGUGUGCCAGCACGGCCUUCGUCUGGGUGGUGAUCGAGGUGCUUGCCCUGUUGCUGGGCUUGUACCUCGCGACCGUUCAGAGCGACUUGAGCACGUUUGACCUGCUUGCCUACUGCGGCUACAAAUACGUGGGGAUGAUAAUGGCUGUCGUGGGCGGCCUGAUCUUUGGCAGCAACGGCUAUUACAUUGCCCUGGCGUGGGCCUCCUGUGCUCUCAUGUAUUUCAUGGUCCGCUCCUUACGGAUGAAAAUCCUCCCUUCGAUGGUACAAGAGGGCCUGAGCCGGCCGAGCGGGCGGGCACAGAUGUAUGUCACGUUGGCGGCGGCCGCCUUCCAGCCUUUGAUCCUUUACUGGCUGACAGUCCAGUUGGUGCACUAAGCUAGGGAGGGCCGAGGAAGUUUUGGUGGGUAGGGGGCAGAGGAGAGAGUCCUGUCCUGAUGCGUGUGGCCCUGGUUUUGGUGAGGACUCCUCCCUCCCACCCACGCCGAAUGGCAUAAAAUAGUAUUCUUCCAUCCAGUCCCAGGUUCAGAAAAUCAGGGGCGUGUGCGCUCCAUUCCCAACAGGAAUGAUGUUGACUCAGCGAGGCUCGUGCGCCCUCGCAGGAGUCUGCCUGCCCACUCAGCCUGAGAGUGGAGGGAAACUGUCCAAGUAUCUAAGCUUAAUGCUGCUCUGACUGGGCCCCGAGUUCUUGCUCGUGUGGCUAGGAGCAAACUGUCUUCACCUCCGUUCUAGGGAGAGAAUUGGACGUAGGGAGGUUUACACGCAGUUUUACUAUGCAAAUCGUUUGGGAAACAGAAUUGCUGGUGUGCACGUGUGUUGUAUGUCUGUGUAUAUAUAUAUCUUUUUCCCCCCCAUGUGGAACAGUGCCCUGUCUCUCUCCCUCUGCCCUAGCAAUUGGUUUGCUUUUAAGAUUGUUCCGUGGUCAGUGGCAUUUUGCCACCCACCUCUCUCGGCAAGGAGUUUCCUGCUCCCCUGGGCCUGGAUUCUCAAAUCUGCAAUGUCAGAUGGGUUGUCGCCCAUUUCUCUUCCUCUCCCCUUUGCCUUCAUGAAGUUUUUUUGAUUAUUAUUUUUUUAAGGCUACACCUCUUUAAAAUUCUGGCCAGCAAAAGGGUGGGGUGAGUGGCUAGAUAGAAAACCCUAUAAAAUCUGGAAAGUCAAAGAGUUUUUCGCAGUGUUCCUGCCCUCGGGGAAAGGAUAAUUAUUUUCAUCUUUUCCCAUGCGUUCUGGGGAAGGCUUGUUCUUGGAAACAAUGAUAAAAACUGUGCAACCACCAAA